CUGGACAACGGCGAGCCGUGCAUCGAGGUGGAGUGCGGCGCCAACCGCGCGCUGCUCUACGUGCGCAAACUCUGCCAAGGCAGCAAGGGUCCGUCCAUCCGCCACCGCGGGGAGUGGCUCACACCCAACGAGUUCCAGUUCGUCAGCGGCCGAGAGACGGCCAAGGACUGGAAGCGCAGCAUCCGCCACAAAGGAAAAAGUCUGAAGACGCUUAUGUCCAAGGGGAUUCUGCAGGUGCACCCUCCGAUCUGCGACUGUCCGGGCUGUCGAAUAUCCUCCCCGGUGAACCGGGGGCGGCUGGCUGACAAGAGGACAGUUGCCCUCCCCACUGCACGGGUCCUAAAGAAGGAGCUGACCCCCAGCUUCUCGCCCAGUGAUGGUGACAGUGAUGGGAGUGGCCCAGCCUGUGGGCGGCGACCAGGCUUGAAACAGGAGGACACCCCACAUGUCCGUAUCAUGAAGAGAAGAGUCCACACCCACUGGGACGUGAACAUCUCCUUCCGAGAGACGUCCUGCAGCCAGGACAGUGACCUGCCCACCCUCAUAUCCAGUGUCCAUCGAAGCCGCCACCUCGUUAUGCCAGAGCAUCAGAGCCGCUGUGAAUUCCAGAGAGGUGGUGUGGAGAUAGGCCUGGGAGCCUCAGGUGACCUGUUGGGCAAGAGGCUAGGCCGCUCCCCCCACAUCAGCAGUGACUGCCCAUUGGAGAAAAAGGCACGAAGCAAGUCACCCCAAGAGACUCUGUUGCUGCCAGAACUAGGGCCCAGCAUGGCCCCUGAGGAUCACUACCGCCGGCUUGUGUCUGCCCUGAGUGAGGCCAGCACCUUUGAGGACCCCCAGCGUCUCUACCACCUGGGCCUCCCCAGCCACGAUCUCCUGAGGGUUCGGCAGGAGGUGGCGGCAGCAGCUGUGAGGAGCCCCAGUGGCCUGGAAGUCCACCUGCCUUCAUCCACGGCAGGUCAGCGUCGAAAGCAGGGCCUGGCUCAGCACCGAGAGGGCACCAUGCCAGCUGGCACCCCAUCCUUCUCAGAGAGGGAGCUGUCGCAGCCGCCCCCCUUGCUGUCACCCCAGAAUGCCCCGCACAUCGCCCUGGGCCCUCACCUCAGGCCCCCCUUUUUGGGGGUGCCCUCGGCUCUUUGCCAGACCCCAGGUUACGGGUUCCUGCCCCCUGCCCAGGCGGAGAUGCUGGCCAGGCAGCAGGAGCUCCUGCGGAAGCAGAACCUGGCCCGGCUGGAGAUGUCUGCAGAGCUGCUGCGUCAGAAGGAGCUGGAGAGCGCGCACCGGCCUCAGCUGCUGGCGCCCGAAGCCGCCCUGCGCCCGUCGGAGGGCGCCGAAGAGUUGCAGCGGCGCGGGGCCAUGCUGGUGCUGAGACACAGCUCCGCGCCGCUGCUGGCCCUGCCCCCCCAGGGACCCCCAGGCCCCGGCCCCGGCCCCCCCACCCCUCCCCGGGAGCCUGUCCGCCGGGCCCUUCGGAAGGGGGGCCCCAGCCCUGCCUCAGCCCACUCCAGUGAGUCCAAGGAGACCACAGGGGCUGGGUUCUGGGCACAAGAUGGCUCUGAGGAUGAGCCCCCCAAGGAUUCAGAAGGCGAGGACCCUGAGAUGGUGGCUGCUGGGGGCCAGGGCCCCAACUUGGGCCAAGCCCCAACUGGAGGGGCCAGCCCUGAGGGGAAGGGGCUUCUCUCAGGGUCCAUGCUGCCCCCUCCACUGCCCCUGGGCUUACCCUACGCCGUCAGCCCCUACUUCCACACAGGCACCAUGGGGGGACUCUUCAUGGAUGGGGAGGAGGCCACAGCCCCUGAGGACCUCAGCAAGUGGACAGUGGACGAUGUCUGCAGCUUUGUGGGGGGCCUGUCCGGCUGUGGAGAAUAUGCACCGGUAUUCAGAGAACAGGGGAUCGAUGGGGAGACCUUGCCCCUGCUGACCGAGGAGCACCUCCUGACCACCAUGGGGCUGAAGCUAGGGCCUGCUCUCAAGAUCCGGGCCCAGGUGGCCAAGCGCCUAGGCCGAGUCUUCUACAUGGCCAGCUUCCCUGUGGCUUUGCCGCUGCAGCCACCAACGCUGCGGCCCCCAGAGCGGGAGCUCACCUCUGGGGAGCAGCCCCUGUCCCCAACAACGGCCCCCUCCCCCUAUGGGGGGGGGCACCCCCAUGCUGGCCGAGCCUCGCCCAAGCAAGAGAAUGGAACUGUGGCUCUGCUCCCAGGCCCUGCAGAACCCCCCCAGCCUCUGUGCUGAACUGGUGGGUGAGCCACCCUGACCCCUAAGUCCUUCAGUGCCAGCAGCUGAUGGUGCUGACCCACCCCACAGCUUACUUGCGUUUUGGAUUUGGAUGCAAAAACGCAAAGAAUUUUUAAAAGGAAAGUGACGUAAGAGGAAAAGCGUUUUCAGAACUUUCUGGGGGUGGCAGCACAGACAGGUGCAC
This is a messenger RNA of Callorhinus ursinus (northern fur seal), 2416 nucleotides long. RefSeq names its product sterile alpha motif domain containing 11 (gene SAMD11). Gene Ontology annotation, molecular function: DNA binding; protein binding. The record is from RefSeq and is a predicted model, not a curated record. NCBI's taxonomy places the organism in Eukaryota, Metazoa, Chordata, Mammalia, Carnivora, Otariidae.